Molecule: messenger RNA, 2419 nt
Organism: Alosa alosa (allis shad)
Lineage: Eukaryota; Metazoa; Chordata; Actinopteri; Clupeiformes; Clupeidae
Gene: eaf2
Product: ELL associated factor 2
Exons: 6
Coding region: 120-947 (275 amino acids)
Biological process (GO): positive regulation of DNA-templated transcription; regulation of transcription elongation by RNA polymerase II
Cellular component (GO): super elongation complex
Molecular function (GO): transcription elongation factor activity
Source: RefSeq, a predicted model, not a curated record
AAACACAAGAAACACAAACGUCGGCUUUAGGAGUGAGGUGGCUGCCUCUGCCAUAGAUGGGCUUGAAUGGAAGUAGAAAGUUACAUGUUAGAAACAGAUGGUACUAAACUUUAUCUAGAAUGAAUGGAACAGCCUACUCCAACUUUGAUAAUCAAGAGCAUAUCCUCAAAUUGGGAGAGACGUUUGAGAAACAACCUAAAAGCGCAUUCCACACGGUUCGAUAUGACUUCAAACCAGCCUCCAUUGACACCACAUGUGAGGGGGAGUUAGAGGUUGGCAAAGGGGAGCAGGUCACUAUCACACUGCCAAACCUUGAGGGCUCCACAGCUCCCGUGACCGUGUUCAAAGGCUCCAAAAGACCCUACAUGAAGGAAUGCAUUCUCAUAGUCAACCACGACACAGGCGAGUACCGCUUGGAGAAGCUCAACAGCAACAUCGCUGUGAAGAAGACCAGGGCGGAGGGCAGCAGUAAGAUCCAGUCUCGGCUGGACCAGCAGACGAGCCGCCUGAGCCAGCAGCUGAAGCCUGGAGGGAGCAGCAAGGCCUCGUCCAGCUCCAAGAGCUCCCCCCCGAAGGAGAAGCUCUCCCCUGCCUCCCCCAUGGACGACAUCGAGAGAGAGUUGAUGGCGGAGGCACGUGUGAUGGAUCAGAUGAGCAGUGGCGACAGCUCCUCCGACUCCCGAAGCUCCUCCUCCUCCAGUGACAGCUCCAGCUCCAGCGACAGCGAAUCAGAGGACGAGAGACGCAGAGGCCAGCCCCCAGCCGCGCCCCCUCACCAGGGCAUGCCCAUCCUCACCACCACCACCACCUCCUCUUCCUCUUCCUCUCACGUGCGGCCGGAGGAAGGUGGUGGCGGCGGAGGAGGAGGAGGAGGUGGUCAUCUCAUGAGCACGCUCAAGAACGACCUGCAGCUGAGCGAGUCCGGUAGCGAGAGUGACGACGACUGACUUGCCUCUCCCCACACUGAGCAAGACCACUGCCUGCAGUAUAUACAAAGCCAAUGUACCGGAUAACAGCCGACUCUGAAAUGGAACUGGGCCGAAUGGGGGCCGGAUUUAGCCCGGAUUUGGUGCUGAAUCCGGCCUUAUGUCUUUCAGAGUCAGCUGUUAUCUCGAAUGCAGGAGGAGGAAUCCGCUUGAUGUGUCAAGUUUAAAUGGAAAAUCUUCUCUGUAGCUUGGAAUGGGGAACCUCCCCCACCUGCAAUCUGUUGUUGUUGUUGGUUUCUCUCUCAAAGCAUCAGUAUUUAUUUUGUGUAUUUUGUCAAUAGCUUAAUCUUCUAAAUGGAUGCUUUGUAAUUUUUAUUUAAUUUCCUCCUUUGGUAUGAAAUAUAGGCCUGGUUUCCCAUACAUGGAUUAUGUCUAGCCCUAGACUAAACAAAUCAGUGAAAAUCCUCACUGAAACAAGUCUAGUUUAGGACUAGACUUAGUGCAUCUACGGGAAACUGGCUGAUGGUAUCCACCACCAAAUCCCUCUUAAUCUUAAUUUUGUUGGCAGAUAUCUCCAGAUUUUAGAAAUAAGUGCUGUUGCGACAUGAUUAAGUUGUGAGUUUAUCAUCUCAUUUGAAGGUAUGAGUAGAAAAGUAGUCUGACUAGGCUGUGCACAGCCAUCCUAAAGUAAUUUAUCGUUAGACUAAUGAAUGGCCAAGUUCAAUGUAGUGCUCAAUGAUCUAGCAAACAUAUCGAGGCUUGCCUUUGAAAGAGCCAAUACGUUUACUUGAAAUGGAUUAGUUUAUCAGUAAGAAUUAAUUUCGUAUGCAAAAUAUUAAUUUCAUAUGCGGUUCACAGCUGAGAACCUGUCAACUUAUUACGAAGACCACACUUAGCCGCCUUAAACCUGCAAUACUUGAAUGUGUCCGUCUUACUGUGGUGGUCUGCAGUUUCCGAAACUUUCAAAAAGACCAACAUGCUGCUGUUUGGUGCACCCCACAGGGCUCUUCUGGCUUGCUGUAGGAUGAUAAACGUCUCUCUCGUGUGAUGGGCAGAAAUAUGUAGCUGUGGAGUCUUAAACACACUACAGUACAGUAUGCCUUGACCUUUUUUUUUUUUUUUGCAAUUCAUCUUCAAACCUUUCAAAUCCAACCUUCUCUUUCUUUCUCUCUCUCUCUUUCACUCACUGCUUUCUCUCUGUCUUUGAUGUGUGUCUCUCUGCUGACUGUUUCUCUCUCCUUUUUGUCUGUUUACUGCUGGGUUACUGUUUGCCACGCUGGAGCUCUCUCUGUUUAGAUAGCCACGCCAGGUGUUUGUUUACUUGGCUAAAGUAGCUGUCUGGAGAAUGAGGUGGGGUCGGGGAGGGGGAGUAUCGGAGCGUGUGCCCCACAAACCAGAGAUGGCUUACUGCUGCUUCCCCAAUGGCUCUAUGAUGAGAAUUUAAUGAAAGUUAUUCAUGCUGGAAAAUAAAUAUUUAAAUUCUUUUGCCAAAA